Ciona intestinalis (vase tunicate) is the source of this 771-nucleotide messenger RNA. Its product is annotated as sperm-associated microtubule inner protein 10-like. The record is from RefSeq and is a predicted model, not a curated record. NCBI's taxonomy places the organism in Eukaryota, Metazoa, Chordata, Ascidiacea, Phlebobranchia, Cionidae.
GCAGGUAAACCGAAAGGUUAAGUUUAUGUUUAUAUUUCUUGCGAUAGUUUGUAUAUGAUUCUACUGAUCCAUUAAUUAAAGGUGCUCUAGGACUACUGAUAGGUUAAAUCUGGUUAUAUAACCUACUGAAGGCUGUAAAGUUACUUCGGAAAGAAAACAUGUCGAAAGUAGAAAGAGGUGCUCAAACCACCAUUGCACAGAGCAAAUUACUCGUACAACACGUCCCUAACUUUUCAAGACUUCACCCAGUUAUACCCAAAAGAUAUGUUCCUGAAUGGAAAACAGACAUGAAGAAUAGAAACAAGUUGAUACAGAAUGCAAAGCUAGCAGAAAUUUAUCCUGGUCCCCAUGACGAAAGUCUCUUUUUGGAAAAGCGGGAACGACUUACACUUGGAGAGAAACGGGACUUCGUGGAGAGUAAAACCAUCUCUGCUGACCGGAAGACUCUUUUAAGUCCACCAUUUCCCUCUCACAUGUCUCGCUAUCAGAGUGAAUUGAUGUAUAGAAGAAAUCCCUGGGAGGAAUAAAAAACAGGCAUAAGCAUUCAACGAAUUUAGUUUAUACCGGUAGUUUUUAUAUAUUUUUAUUUGUUGAAACGCUCUUUUGCAGAGUAAAAUAUAACGCUCUUAAGAUAACGUGUGCAUGUGUUAUAUGUUGCUUUCUAAACUUAAAUUUAACACGACCUACACUAGAGAUAGUAAGCUGUGUAUUUUAAGAUUCUUAUGUCUUCGUUAUCAAGGUUAUAGACAAAUAAAACGGACACAAAUUUUA